Molecule: messenger RNA, 909 nt
Organism: Aspergillus oryzae RIB40
Lineage: Eukaryota; Fungi; Ascomycota; Eurotiomycetes; Eurotiales; Aspergillaceae
Product: SDR family oxidoreductase
Exons: 2
Coding region: 1-909 (302 amino acids)
Biological process (GO): phosphatidic acid biosynthetic process; triglyceride catabolic process
Cellular component (GO): lipid droplet; endoplasmic reticulum
Molecular function (GO): acylglycerone-phosphate reductase (NADP+) activity; triacylglycerol lipase activity
Source: RefSeq, a predicted model, not a curated record
AUGGCCCUAAAGACCGUUAUGAUCACCGGAUGUAGCGACGAUGGCAUCGGUAAUGGUCUGGCACUGACUUUCCAAAAGCAAGGCUAUCACGUCUUUGCCACGGCCCGGAAUGUCGGCAAGAUGACCAAGCUGAAUGGUUUGUCUAAUGUCACCCUUCUACAGCUGGACGUCACAGAGCCGAGCCAAAUUGAAGCAGCCGUCGCUGCGGUUGAGGCUCAGACAGGAGGAAUCCUAGAUGUUCUCAUCAAUAACGCAGGUCGCAAUCACUUCAUGCCUUACCUGGACGAAGAUGUCGAACAAGUCAAGGCCCUCUAUGACAUCAAUGUUUGGGGACCACUGCGAGUGACCAAGGCCUUUGCACCAUUACUGAUCAAAGCGCAAGGCUCCAUAGCAUUUAUCACCUCGAUCUCUGGAUAUGUGAACGUUCCAUUCAUGGGAACCUAUGCCGGCUCAAAGCGAGCCCUAGAGCUCAUGGCAGAUACGCUUCGGCUGGAGUUGAUCCCAUUUCAUGUCAAGGUUCUGUGUAUCCCGACUGGGGCUGUUCGCACGCAAGGGCAGACCUACUUUGGAGAUUUCAAGUUACCGGAGAACUCUCUUUAUAAACCGAUCGAACAGACGAUCGCUGCACGGGCACAGGGUCAGGACGGCACCGAACGAAUGCCCUUGAUGGAAUACAGCAGCCAGGUCGCUGCCCAGAUCGAAAAGGGUGCGACUGGCCGCUUUUGGUGUGGAGCCAACUCCGAUAAGACGAAGGCUAGUCUUAGCGGUGAUUCCAAUGAGAUGAUGGUGAGCACUCUUUUCUUUUCUUUACUUUUUGUUUUGUGGGGAGAUGGGGCCCAACAACCGCUAAUUUAUGCACUUAUGCAGGACGAUAUCUUUGUCAAAAUCACUCAAUUGGAUACAUUGUAA